Beauveria bassiana ARSEF 2860 is the source of this 1989-nucleotide messenger RNA. RefSeq names its product TPR domain-containing protein. Gene Ontology annotation, molecular function: protein binding. The transcript has a single exon. The record is from RefSeq and is a predicted model, not a curated record. NCBI's taxonomy places the organism in Eukaryota, Fungi, Ascomycota, Sordariomycetes, Hypocreales, Cordycipitaceae. The coding region runs from base 1 to 1989 and encodes 662 amino acids.
AUGGCCGGACGAACCACAGUCUUCCUCACCCCCGAGGAGACCAAGCGCGUCACCCAAAAGUUUGAGCACGGCGUCGAGCAGCGCAAGACCCGCGCCGGCGAGGCCUGGAAGGCCGAGGACCGCAGGGGCCUCGUUCAGCAUGCGACGUCCACGUCUCUCAUGCAAGAGCUGUCCCUGGCGUCGCUGGGCUUUGGCGGCGCGGCCCCGAAAAAGGGGGGGGGCGACGAGACCAUGAUGACCUAUGCCGUCGGCGCGCCGUACCCGCCGUGCACCGUCGAUGCCGCGGACCUUGAGCCAAUGGCGGUCGCGGAGCUGCAGCUCGAGAGUCACCACCGCGGCAAGAAGCUUACGGUGCGCCGCGUCUCCCCCGUGGCGGAGCUCAAGACGUCGUCGUGGGCGGUGGUGGAGGGUGUCGGGGCCGAGCCGGACCAGGUCGUGGUGUUGGAGAUGUUUCUGCACAAGCAGCUUAUGGGCACGGAGCUGCUCGAUUUCGGCUCCGAGUUUGUCAUCAAGGAGCCCUAUUACACGCUCAACGGCGACAACGAGGCCGUGGUUCGCAUCAACCACCCCUCGGACCUGGUCGUUGCAGCGUUUAGCGAGGAUCCUGAAUCCUGGCGCGACAACUACAAGGUCGAGGACCCGGCCGUCACCCCGGCGCAGUGCAAGGAAAAGGGCAACACGGCGCUCGGCAAGCAGCAGUACGCUCUCGCGCACGCCUACUACACGCGGGGCAUCGCCGCCGCCGACGCCGCCGCCGACCCCGCGAGCACCUUGUCCCAGGACAUUCGCCGCAACCGCGCGCACGUCAACCUCCUUUUGCAGCGCUACGACGAGGCCAAGACCGACGCGCUGGCGUCACUCACCAACGGCGCCUCCGAGGAGCAGCAAGCGCUCGACGCCAAGGCGUGCUUUCGCGCCGGCAGCGCCGCCUACGCGCUGGGCGAGUUUGUCGAGGCCAAACGUUGCUUUGUCGAGCAGGACCGGCUGCAGCCGGACAACAAGACGACGCAGACCAACAUCCGGCGGACGACCAAGCGCGUGGAGGAGCAGGAAAAGGGCAGCCACGACAUGAAAAAGGUCGUCGCCAGCCUGCCCAAGGUGCAGUGGAAGCCCGACGUGGCGAGCUUUGACGGCAAGACGACGGUCAAGAGCAGUCCGGGAGCGGGACGGGGGCUGUUUGCCGCGCGUGACUUCAAGGCCGGUGAGCUCAUCAUGUGCGAAAAGGCGUUUUGCACAGUGUCGAGCAAGGACAAGGCCAGUCCCGCGGUCACGGCGCUGACGGUGAAUAUUGGCCAAGACUACAGCAUUCGUGUGUUCCCCGCCGGUCUGCACCGCGCCGUCGUGCAGAAGCUGCUCAACAACCCGUCGCAGGCCUCCAAAGUCCUCGGCCUCGACAGCGGCGAUUACCAAGGCGUCGGCGAGACCGGCGCCUCAACCGCCGAGGGCCCCGUCGUCGAUACCUUUCAGGUGCACAACAUUGUGCAGCGCAACGCCUUUGGCCUCGGUCCGCAGUCCGCCGACGAGGACGUCUCCAACGCCACGACUGGUCUGUGGGCGCGCGCCUCGUACCUCAACCACUCGUGCAUGCCCAACUCGGUCAAGGAUUUCGCCGGCGACCUGAUUGUGGUGCGCGCGUUGCAGCACAUUCGCACCGGCGACGAGAUUACGCACGCGUACCAGGACAAUGGCGACUACGACGCCCGUCAGGCUUUGCUGCAGACGACGUGGGGGUUUACGUGUCGGUGCAAGCUGUGCGUGGCGGAGGCGGCAGACGGCGACGAGGUGAGGGUGAAGAGGCGGGAGCUGAUGAAGGAGGCGGAGGAGUUUGUGCAGAGCAAUAAUCCGAAUGGCGCGCGCAUUGUUGCGCUGACGAAAGCAAAGAGGUUGCGAAAGGCGCUGGAUGAUACGUAUGAUGGGAAGCGGUUCAAGGGGCUGCCGAGGUUGGCGACAAAGGAGAUUGAUCAGUGGCUGGCGAUUGCGCAGCGAUAG